Molecule: messenger RNA, 594 nt
Organism: Sphaeramia orbicularis (orbiculate cardinalfish)
Lineage: Eukaryota; Metazoa; Chordata; Actinopteri; Kurtiformes; Apogonidae
Product: glycophorin-C-like
Exons: 5
Coding region: 89-409 (106 amino acids)
Source: RefSeq, a predicted model, not a curated record
UGUGUGUUUCUUCUUCUUCUUCUUGUCCUUGGUGAAUGAAGAGCCUCUGCAGAACUGGUAAAGUGGAGAUAUCCCUGCUGUUCAGAAGAUGUCUGAGGUUUACAGCGAUGCGUUCACGACUCCUCCUCCAUCCGUGACUUCUCCACCUCCAGAUAUACUGAAAGGCAUCCCAGUGGACGAUGGAACUAUUGCAGCUCUAAUAGGAGGGGUCACCGGGGCCCUUCUGCUGGCUCUCAUCUGCUUCAUAGCGGUGCUGCUGUGGUGUUUGUCCAGACACAAAGGCUCCUAUGUCACCAAUGAACUGGACGACGACGAUGUAGACGAUGAUGAAGAAGAAUCCGUGGCCUCGGACACGGCGCUCCAAAGCAAAGAACCGCUGAAAAGCCAAGAAGAAGAUGAAGACGACUGAGAUAAACGCACAAACACAGACUACAGAUGGAGACUAAGGCCGUACUUUUACACUGAUACAAAACUGCACAAACUCUGCACCUUGAGCCCAGACGGUAAAAAGAGUCAACGGUACCAAAUGUCCAACACGGCAAAUAUGGGGUGUUUAAAACAAGACCACAACACUAAAUCUGAGGAAAAAGGUAC